Messenger RNA from Chrysochloris asiatica (Cape golden mole), 2007 nucleotides. RefSeq names its product solute carrier family 28 (concentrative nucleoside transporter), member 3 (gene SLC28A3). Gene Ontology annotation, molecular function: pyrimidine- and adenosine-specific:sodium symporter activity; purine-specific nucleoside:sodium symporter activity. Gene Ontology annotation, cellular component: membrane. The record is from RefSeq and is a predicted model, not a curated record. The transcript is spliced from 17 exons. Gene Ontology annotation, biological process: pyrimidine nucleoside transport; purine nucleoside transmembrane transport. NCBI's taxonomy places the organism in Eukaryota, Metazoa, Chordata, Mammalia, Afrosoricida, Chrysochloridae. Bases 142 to 2007 code for a protein of 621 amino acids.
GAAGGCUUUCUUGAAAACCAAAACACAUCAGAAAACAACUCACUCAGGAACAGAGUGGUACAAAAGGGAGAAGACGUCAACACCAAGCAGGGGGAAGAGUAUGUCAGUAUUGAGCAAGAGUCUCCAAAAGGCACCGAAGACAUGGAAAACAAUGAAGACAUACAUCCAAAAGGGUGUCUGGAAAAGAAAUAUGAUGCAAUUUGUGGUAUUUGUAGAAAACACAAAACCACCCUUAGGUAUAUCAUCUGGGGCAUUUUAAUAGCAGGCUACCUGGGUAUGGUGAUUGCAGCUUGUGUGCUGAACUUUCGCAGAGCCCUUCCUCUUUUUGUGAUCACUGUGAUGAUCAUCUUCUUCCUUGUCUGGGAUUGCCUGAUGGCCAAAUAUGAAGAUCGAAUUGUUGAGUUCCUGGCUCCUGGGAAAAUGCUUCUGAAUAGCCAUUGGUUCUGGCUGAAGUGGGUUCUUUGGAGUUCACUGAUCCUGGGAGUGAUUUUCUGGCUGAUCUUUGACACGGCCAAGUUAGGCCAACAGCAGCUGGUGUCUUUUGGUGGACUUGUAAUGUACGUUCUCCUGACAUUUCUAUUUUCCAAGCACCCAACCAGAAUAUACUGGAGACCCGUCUUUUGGGGAAUUGGGUUGCAGUUUCUUCUUGGGCUCUUAAUUCUAAGGACGAACCCUGGUUUUGUGGCAUUCGAUUGGUUGGGCAAACAAGUUCAGACUUUCCUAGGGUACACUGACGCUGGUGCUGCCUUUGUCUUUGGUGAGAAGUAUGAAGACCACUUCUUUGCAUUCAAGAUCCUGCCCAUCGUGGUCUUCUUCAGCACUGUCAUGUCGAUGUUGUACUACCUCGGACUGAUGCAGUGGCUCAUCAGAAAGGUUGGAUGGUUAAUGCUAGUUACUAUGGGAACGUCUCCUAUUGAAUCUGUAGUUGCUGCUGGUAAUAUAUUUGUUGGACAGACGGAGUCUCCAUUGCUGGUUCGACCAUAUCUACCAUACAUCACCAAGUCUGAGCUCCAUGCAAUCAUGACCGCUGGCUUCGCCACCAUUGCUGGAAGCGUCUUAGGUGCAUACAUUUCUUUUGGGGUUCCGUCUUCUCACUUGUUAACUGCUUCUGUUAUGUCAGCGCCGGCCUCACUGGCUAUUGCGAAACUCUUUUGGCCAGAGACAGAAACACCUAAAAUCACCCUUAAGAAUGCCAUGAAAAUGGAAGAUGGUGAGUCAAGAAAUCUCCUGGAGGCGGCAUCUCAGGGCGCAUCCUCAUCCAUUUCCCUGGUAGCGAAUAUCGCCGCGAAUCUGAUCGCCUUCCUGGCACUGUUGUCUUUUCUGAAUUCAGCCCUGUCCUGGUUUGGAAACAUGUUUGACUACCCACAGCUGAGUUUUGAGAUAAUAUGCUCCUAUAUCUUCAUGCCCUUUUCCUUCAUGAUGGGAGUUGACUGGCAAGACAGUUUUAUGGUCGCCAAACUCAUAGGUUAUAAGACAUUCUUCAAUGAAUUUGUGGCUUAUGAGCACCUCUCAAAAUUUAUUCAGUUGAGGAAAGCAGCUGGACCCAAAUUUGUGAAUGGGCAGCAGCAAUAUAUGUCGAUUCGUUCUGAGACCAUUGCCACGUAUGCUCUCUGUGGCUUUGCCAAUUUUGGCUCCCUAGGAAUAGUGAUCGGCGGACUAACAUCCAUGGCUCCUUCCAGAAAACGUGACAUCGCAUCAGGUGCCGUAAGAGCUCUGAUUGCAGGGACCAUUGCCUGCUUCAUGACGGCCUGCAUUGCAGGCAUACUCUCUAGCACUCCUGUGGACAUCAACUGCUAUCAUGUUUUAGAGAAUGCCUUCAAUUUCAGCUUACCUACAAACCCAACCGAAACAACCUCUUGUUGUCAAAAUCUAUUCAACAGAACUAUCAUCAAUGGUCCUGGUAAGAACAUCCCAGAAGGAAACCAUAGCCUGCUUUUUUUGAAGGGCUGCUGCAGAUUGUUGAAUCCAGCAACAGUUAAUUGCAGUUCGAUCCAUAAUUCAUUUUGA